AUGUUGAAUGCUUUGAGAAGGUCGCCGAUCUGUCUCGAGCCGAAUUUCUCGAUCGCAUUCAGCCACUUACUUAGCAGAAUCGCGAUUGGAGGGAGCUUACCACUAAGACCAUCACAGAUCGGCUUCGUUGCCCAGCUCCAUGAAAAGCCCGCCACCGAUGACCAGAAAAAAGCCAAGAAGAGGAUGACAGAGGAGGCUGCUGGCGCAAUCCGCGGGCUUUCCGUGGCACAAUGUGGGUGCGUCAUGUGGACACCUACCAGGCUACGGGAUUUGUCGCACGAUCAACUAAAGAAUGACGGGAAGCAGCAUAUGCUACAGGAGAUUGCCUACCAUUAG
Cladophialophora psammophila CBS 110553 is the source of this 336-nucleotide messenger RNA. RefSeq lists its product as uncharacterized. The coding region runs from base 1 to 336 and encodes 111 amino acids. The transcript has 2 exons. NCBI's taxonomy places the organism in Eukaryota, Fungi, Ascomycota, Eurotiomycetes, Chaetothyriales, Herpotrichiellaceae. The record is from RefSeq and is a predicted model, not a curated record.